CGAAAGUAGAUAUUGUGGGCGUGGAAUACCGUACGACGUUCGAUUCUUGAUGCACUUGUGACGACGAAGAUAGCUUUACAUGGAUAUAAUUAGAUUGAACAAGGACACCUACAGAGCUGACUUUAUUCAUAAAAGCCCGAAGCCGAUGAAUCAUGAUAACAAGUCAUAGUAGACGUUCGCGAAUUGUUUAACCUCCCCUCAUUAUGCAGAAGUACCGAGUGAGCGAAACUUAUCAAUAAUCAACUUUUUUUUUCAAUAAGUUCACGAAUUUUGGCUUCAAACGGUGCAUCGCUUUGGACUAACUGUGUUUUUGUCGUGACUAUUUUUAUAAAAAUUCAAAGAAAAUGACUGAAGUUUACAAUUUGGGUCUGGAUGCUACUACAUGUCAUGUCUGGAAUGAAGACAGAACUGGAAUUGCACUUUGUCCCAAUAAUAAUGAGCUUCAUGUUUAUAAACAAGAAGCAUCAAACUGGAAACUUUCUGAAAUACUUCAAAUUCAUGAUCAACGAAUAAUGGGCAUUGAUUGGGCACCAAAAACUAAUCGUAUAGUUACUUGUGCUGCUGAUAAAAAUGCCUAUGUUUGGACACAGAACGAAGAAGGCAAGUGGACUCCUUCAUGGGUUUUACUUAGAACUAAUAGAGCUGCUACUUGUGUCAAAUGGUCUCCAAAAGAAGAUAAACUAGCUGUUGGUUCAGGAGCUGGAAUUAUCUCUAUUUGUUAUUUUGCAUCAGAAAAUAAUUGGUGGGUGUCUAAACAUAUUAAAAAACCACUGAGAUCCACAGUAACUGCUGUUGAUUGGCAUCCAGACAACAAAAUCCUUGCUGCUGGUUCAGCAGAUUAUAAGGUGCGAGUUUUUAGUGCAUAUAUUAGAGACGUUGACCGUAGCAAUAGUGAAAAUUCAUGGGGAAGUAGUACUACUUUGGGAAACUUGUUUGGUGAAUUUCCUAAUUCUCAAAAUGGAGGCGGAUGGGUACAUGAUGUGGCUUUCAGUCCUUGUGGCACAAAAGUAUGUUGGGUUGGACAUAGUUCAUCAAUUUGUGUUGCUGACUCUCUUAAGAAAAAUAAUAUUGUAAGAGUUUUAACUGAAUAUUUACCUUUCUUGAGAUGCAUUUGGCUAGAUAACAGUCAUAUUAUCGCUGCUGGUCAUGACUGCAUGCCAAUGGUCUACAAACUUGAUAAUGCAGGAAAAUUAAGUUUUGCCACCAAAUUAGACAAUACUCAAAAGAAAGAAGCUGCUGGUCUCACAGCUAUGAGAAAGUUCCAAUCUCUUGACAGGCAAGCUAGGACAGAAAUUCAUGAUAGCGCUCUUGAUAGCAUACACCAAAACACAAUCACUUGUAUUAGGAAACUGUCAAAUUCAAGAUUUAGUACGAGCAGUCUUGAUGGAUUACUUGUUGUUUGGGAUAUCAAGGCACCCGAGCUCAUGAUGAACUCGCUGAGGAUCAAUUGAUUCAUCGAUUAACUUCCGCAGAAUUCCCUUUAGUAGCUCUAUUUAAAUAAUAAUUUAUAACGAGGAUUGCAUUUAUAUAUUAAAUGAUAAACAGAAGGUAUUGUUUAUAUUUUUGAAAUUUUGUUAAACUUUACUGUGAAAAUAUAAUGUUCUUAUUCUUAUUGUCCAACAACAAUAAUAAUAACAGUAUUUAAGUAAUGUAAUAUAUUAUUUUACUAUUGUUAAUACGCAGUGUUCUUAAACUUUGUAUUAAUCUUUUGUAUAAAGAGUAUCAACUCUCCCUAAUAGAAUAAAUUAAUAAAAAAAAUUAUAAUAAA
Molecule: messenger RNA, 1768 nt
Organism: Trichogramma pretiosum
Lineage: Eukaryota; Metazoa; Arthropoda; Insecta; Hymenoptera; Trichogrammatidae
Gene: Arpc1
Product: actin-related protein 2/3 complex subunit 1A
Exons: 1
Coding region: 345-1451 (368 amino acids)
Biological process (GO): Arp2/3 complex-mediated actin nucleation
Cellular component (GO): Arp2/3 protein complex; actin cytoskeleton
Molecular function (GO): actin filament binding
Source: RefSeq, a predicted model, not a curated record